Molecule: messenger RNA, 2664 nt
Organism: Prorocentrum cordatum
Lineage: Eukaryota; Dinophyceae; Prorocentrales; Prorocentraceae
Source: the annotation of a GenBank genome assembly
AUGCUGGCUGCCAUGCCUCCUGGGUCGCUGCCAGCUCCUCCCGAGAUGCUGAUGCAGAUGUUUGACAACAUGCCCGCGGGCGCCAAGGCCGAGCUCAUGGCGGCGGCGUUCUCCGGCACUCCUCCCGCAGCCGCGGCCGCUGCGGCGGCCUCGCCCGCCGGCCGGCGGGCCGGCCCGGCGGGCCCCGCGGAGCAGCAGGAGGCCUGGGAGGCGGCGCUUCGGUCCUGCUGCGCGCGCCCCGUUGUCGAGCAGUUCCAGUUGCUGCAGGGGGAGUCGCGCAGGCUGAUGUUGAGUGCGUUGCAGGCCGCGGCGGAGGGCCACCACCAGGAGAUCGUGCAGAGCGAGCUGAUGCGCUUCGUGGAAGACAAGAACCCAGGCAUGAGCAGCAUGAGCGAUUUGGAAGCUCGUCGCUUCAAUUUUGACGGCAUCAUGGAUGCAUUCGAUCGGGAGCAGCAGUCAGCAAGCGCGUCGGAUCCUUUGGUGCGUGCGAUCUCGUUAUCGAGGACGCCUACGCUUCCUUCUCCGAGCGGUGUCCAACAAAUGCGUCGAUUUCUUUCCAAUUGGGGUUUGAAAAAGCCGAAGGAGAUUCGCUUGAUGAUCCACAACGCCGCGUACGAGCAAGACUUUCGGCGGUUUGCAGGCCGUUCCCGGUCUGAUGCGCAAGAGGUCGGCGUCUUCACUAGCAACAGCACGGUUGUCAAACCCGGGUCAGCAAAAUCACUCGCUGAUUGGGCCGCCUUGGCGCCCAUCAGUAUUGAAGCUUUGAAGCUAUUCGAGGUUGCAAAGGGGCGAUGCCUUCAAGGAGUGUUGGUCGUGGAUCCUAUUGCGUCAGUGGGCGUGACCACUUUUCUGGAAGAUUCUGCAGGUUCAGUGAUCCAGCUCGGACUUUACAAUCAGCUUCCUGGGGCGCCCACAGGAGGACAAGUGUUCCGCCUUGCGCAGACUAUUUUCCCAAAGGGAACUCGCAUCCGGAUUGCGGAGCCCUUCCUCAAGAUCUUCCGGGAUGGCAAUCAAGGCGUGAGAGUUGACGAUCCAGGUGAUUUGAUAGUGGAUGGUGGCGCCGCUUGUGGAACAGGAUCGGCGAAGGCAGCCAGAGAGCGGGGCAACGAUUUUGUCAAGGGUGGUGAGUUCCAUGCUGCAGCAGCUGAGUAUUGGCGGGGCUUGCGCAGCACUGAAGUUAAAACAGGUGUAGCACAGCUCCUUUCGAACAGGGCUCAGUCUUUCCUGAAAUUGGAGUUGUGGAACGCAGCUCUUUCUGAUGCGGCGGCUGCAGCGCUGCUGGCACCAAAGUCGACAAAAGCUUGGCUGCGCUAUGCUUCGGCCUUGGAGGGCUUGGGCCACUACGAGCUCGCGGAGCGUGCACGCUCGGUGCUGACGCCAGCCUCAGGUAGCGAAGUUCAAGCGAGUGCGCCGCUAUACCACACAGUGGUCCAGGAAUCACUGCGUGCCGUGCUCGGUCCUGAUGUGUCGGUAGAGCGCCCCGCGGUCACAUCAGAGUCGGCAGAUUUGUUGCGCAGUCGUGGGAACGAUGCAUAUAAAGACGGCGAUUUCAACAAGGCCGCGGGCUUGUACUCAUCCGCCCUGGCCGCCAGUGAUCUGGCCGGGGAGGCAGCCGUGCUUCUUGGAAACAUUUCGCAAUGUGGGCUUCAAUCAAACAUGUUGUAUGAUUCCGUCGCAGCGGCUGUUGCCAGCUUGCAGCUCAGACCUGGCGCAGCAAAGCAGGUCUACCGUUUAGCUAAAGCUCUGUCGAUCCUUGGAGCCCUGUCCCUUGCCCACGACAUCCUGUCAAUGGCGGAUCCGAGUCUUGGAAACGCCUGCGGCGGGCUGCGUUCCGACGUAGAAGCGCUGAUCGAAUGGCAGGAGAGAGGUUCUACCAUGGUGGUCGACGUCAAUGCUCUGCGCCUUCUCGAUGUGCCCCCUCCAGACUGGAUCAACCAGGACCUGGUGAAGCUGGCUAUGACUGGAACAAAGGGUCGCGGUGUUGUCGCUUGCAAAGAUGUCGAGCCUGGCCAGAUUAUCAUGAUACAGCGCCCGCGCAUUCAGGCGGAACACGGUUCCGUCGAGGAGACGCGCGAACUCGUCACCAACAUGAACAGUACGACCCGAUUGAUGGACGACGCAAGCCAAGUCAAGCUUCGGGCUCUUGCAACGAGCUCUCUGAAGUGCGAUGCUGCUCUUGCCAGGCUGCUCGCUUUUAUGUCUGAUGGCAGCGGGCCUUCCCGUGCAGAAAUGCCUUCAUGGGAUGACCUGAUGUACUGCGCAGAAUGCAGCGUACUUCCGCUUCUAUCGCAGCAUCCAGAUUACACCCCCCAGCGAGAACGUGACGACUUCGUCACCAGCAGUACCACAGUUUCCAAAAUCUUGAGCACAAAUUGCCAUGGCUCAACAGCAGACGACAUCAAGAGAUUGAAGGACAUCAUGCCGUCGGGCAAGGGACUCGGCAAGAUAUUUCUUGGGACAAGCACCAACUUGUACCCAGCUAUUUCGAUGCUGAACCAUGCCGCCAAAUCAAAUUGCUGCAUGCUGCCGCAUGUACAGAAGGGCAAGGCCGUUGCGGCCGUUCUGGUUGCGGUGGCUCCCAUUCGCGAGUCCGAGGAGUUAACGAUCACAUAUGAUUACGAUGAAGAUACGGUCGAACGUCACUGGGGCAUCCGGAGCGACUGA